AUGCUUUUGGGGCUAACUGUCUGUGCUUUGUGUUCUCUGACUGACCUUUUUUAUUACCUCUCUCUCAUAGUUGGCCUGGUGUAUAGUGCUGAAUAUCUAAAUGAGCUGGCGGCAAUGAACUGGAGAUCCUUUUCUAAUUUCCAGUACUUUGAUUCCACGGGCAUGUUUAUAUCUUUGGUCUACUCUAUUCCUCUUCUGCUGAAUGCGGUCAUCAUUGUGAUGGUGUGGGUGCACAGGACCUUUUCCACAAUGACUGAGCUAAAGACACUCCAGCUCAAGCGAAAGGCUCGCCGAGAGAAGAGAGAAAAGAAUGACUGAUCCCUCUUAUUAUGUCCAAAAAUGGGCUACAUCGGGAGGAAAAAUAAUCUGUGUCUCUGCAAUGCUAAUCCUGACUUUUGGCAGAUUCCUUCUUGUGACUGUACAAAAGAUGGUUUGUUGAUGUCAGUCAGGACUGGGUGUCUGGUUUUUGGUAGCGGCUUUUGAAAAAUGCCGCUGACUGUACUGUAAACUAAGAGAUAAAUGAGGACCAAAGGACAUUUACUGUUUUGUAUUUAACGUUGUUUUAAAGUGUGUUAAACUACACAAUGAAACAAAGCAGCGCUUUAGAUUUAAGGCUGCAGAAGGGCGUUGUAUGGAUCACGGAGAAGAAAAGAAAUAAUCAUUUGUCAAGAACCUUUGUACUAUAUGGUGUUAUGAUGUUGUCAUCGGCAUAAAUCUAUGACUGAUCAUUAUCAAUCCAUUGAUUUAGGAGUAGGGAAUUAAAUUUCGACAA
Messenger RNA from Etheostoma cragini (Arkansas darter), 772 nucleotides. RefSeq names its product transmembrane protein 18 (gene tmem18). The transcript is spliced from 4 exons. The record is from RefSeq and is a predicted model, not a curated record. Bases 1 to 318 code for a protein of 105 amino acids. Lineage: Eukaryota; Metazoa; Chordata; Actinopteri; Perciformes; Percidae.